UCCAAAUACACCCUCAGCAUCCGGACACACUAGCUCCUCUCUGCAGGUCAGAGAAGAGCCGAGUUACAGAGAGACGAAAGACGCUUCUUACGAGUUUGAAAGAGGAGUUUGGCAGAAAGACGAUAGACGAACUGAAACCUGUGAUUUCACUGUGAUCUUCCAAUUGUCUUCAAGACCUGAGUACCUGCUCAGAUUUGGCUAUGAAGGAACCGACGGGCUCAUUUCUCCCUCUGGUCUGGAGAUAAGUGCUGCAGUCAUGACUGUCAGUCUCCUGCUGCUGCUGAUGACCCUGCUGAAUUUCACAAAUGAUGUUUGGACGCUACCGGCUCCUGGCAGUGUUUUCAUGGAGUCUGUCGACAUGAGACACAUGCUGAGGUGGCCCCCCCUGCAGGCUUCAUGCAACACUACACUUCUGUACUCUGUCCAGUAUCAGGGAGAGUUUGAGCUGGAGCAUCAGAACGGCAGGUGGAUGGAGGCUCCGGGGUGCCAGCGGAUCACGCUCAGUCACUGUGACCUGACCUCUGACCUGGGAUCAGACUCUGACUACAACAUCCGGGUCAGAGCGCAUUGCGGCUCGCAGCGCUCCGCCUGGACCAAACUCAGCCCUCCCUUCAAUAGGAGACAAACCAAGCUGUCGGUACCAAAGAUGACAGUGACGUCAGCAGGCGACGCCCUCCAGGUGUCGUUUGAGACUCUUCCUCUGACGUCAACCGUCGAUGUGACCGUUUGGAAAAAAGGCGAAAAGCUGCAGGCUGUCGUGUACUCGAUGCCUGCUGAGGAAGAGGUGCUGCACAUCGCCGCCCUGCAGGAGGGAGCAGUGUACUGCGUCACAGCGCAGACUGUGCUGAACUCAGGGUUUCGCAGCAACAGCACUGACACCCAGUGUGUGUCCAUCAUAGAUCCAGAUGCUCCUGCCUGGAAGACGCCGACCACCCUGACGGUGACGGUCAUCAUCACGGCGGGACUCCUGUUUGUUUUAUUCUGGUCCAUCGUUCACUGUCGUCCAGAAACCUGUAAAACACAUUUCCAUAAAGAGCCUCUGCCACAGUCUCUGAGAGGUAAUUGGGACAUUCAAAUCCCAAUGAGCCCUCAGGAGAAGGAGCUUUGUGACCAGAUGGUGAUGGAGCCAAAUCAAGCCUCAUCACAGACUGAUGCUGCACUGAUAACCCACCAGGAAGACUAAACCAAGCUGAAACUCACUGAGAAUCUACAGCAGGACAACAAUGAAGUAACGUCGUGCUACAGUCCUGCAAUAUAGCUGUUGGAGGGUCACACGGAGCAGCACGCAACAUUUGAAUGGUCCAUUUAUGACCCACUGAUCAGAGUUGGAGGUGGAACAAGAAGCCCCUGUGAGCCCCGACAAAGCUGACAAGUGUUUACAUUCCCUGUUGACUUCUCUUCAGAAGAAAAAACUGGGUAUUUGUGUGACUUUUAAAGCGCUACGGAGCCCACAGAAGGAGGUCAGGAUUUAUUCAAGAUUCAAGCAGAUCCACAGUGGUAGUAAACAAAGAUGUAGGGGG
Molecule: messenger RNA, 1520 nt
Organism: Haplochromis burtoni (Burton's mouthbrooder)
Lineage: Eukaryota; Metazoa; Chordata; Actinopteri; Cichliformes; Cichlidae
Gene: il20rb
Product: cytokine receptor family member B16
Exons: 8
Coding region: 257-1183 (308 amino acids)
Molecular function (GO): interleukin-20 binding
Source: RefSeq, a predicted model, not a curated record